AUGCUGCCGCAAUUCCGUGUGUUCUUGCUGGUCGCAGCAGCAAUGUUGCCCACGCUCUUGCUCCUGAGCUUCUAUCGAACCCCACUGGAAGUGCUACAAGGCAUCAGCUUGAGUCGUGAAAACCCUAUAGCUACCGGGAAUGAUCAAUCGUAUCCCUCUCAGACGGAGGCGCCUAAAAGUCCUCCAUCUAUGGCUUCGAGUCCGAAAAACGAGUCGAGCGAAUCGAACGAAUUAAACGAACCGAACGAAAUGAGAAAUUCGACCGAGUCGAGCGAAUCGAACAUAUUGCAGGCACCGGAUGCCUACAUCCCUCGAACGAUGCUAGUCAUCGCUACGAUAGCAGCCACAAACAACUCCUGGGUGGAAGAGGAGCUUGGAGACCUCCUCGAGGGUGACCUUCAGACGGCUUUCUACGUGACGAAUAAUCUUUCCGCUCCACUACAUACUCCGGCCAACAAAGGCAACGAGGCUAUGGCCUAUCUCACAUAUAUCAUAGACUCCUAUGACAAUUUGCCGGAGAUUUCGAUUUUUCUCCACGCGCAUCCAGAGGCCUGGCACAACAAUUACCUCCUGGGAAUGUCCUCUUCCAUGAUGAUACGACAUCUGAACCAUGAAAAGGUCGAAAGAGAUGGAUACAUGAACCUUCGAUGCCAUUGGAAUCCGGGGUGCCCUCGUCAUCUCAACCCGAUGGCUACAGUCGUUGACGAGGAUAAGAUGGAAGAGGUCGAGAUCAAAGGUGCAUGGAAGGCGAUGUUUCCACAUGAUGAGCUUCCAGAAGCGCUGGCCCAACCCUGUUGCUCUCAAUUUGCAGCAACUCGCGCGCGCAUCCGUAGCGUGCCGCUGGAGAGAUAUAUCCAUUUUCGCAACUGGCUGCUGGAGUCGGGAUUAGGCGAUUUUCUCUCUGGGAGGAUUUUUGAAUAUUUUUGGCAGUACAUACUGAACUCCACCCCCAUUUUCUGCCCGGAUCAGAGGAUUUGCUAUUGCGAUGGUUAUAAUAUUUGCUUCGAGAACGUCGAAGACUACGAAACCUACUUUUUGCUAGCGACAAAGUGGCAGAAGCUGCAGAAGCAGCUGACCGCCUGGAAAGAGUGGAACAGGAUCAAUCGUCGCGAGGAGGUCGUUGAUCAGGACACUGGUGGGUUUGUACAAAUCGACCCGAUGUUCCAGAACGUGGGAGAGUUGGCCAAGGCUGCGGUGGAGGAUGGGCUGGACCCAAAUGUUGUCAGCCAGUGGAACCGUGGCGACUGGCUUACCUACAACGUUGAAAAGCYCGAGGGGCAGAUGUCAGCGCUUAGGGAGCAGGCUCUUGCUGCGGGACGAGAUCCUGCACGAAAAGCUAUCGCUCUGAAUGCUGCUCAGGAGACCCCAUUGAAAGUGCCAGAGGGAGUGCCAGAGGGCAAGUUGCCAUGGUGGGUAUGA
This is a messenger RNA of Ramularia collo-cygni, 1419 nucleotides long. RefSeq lists its product as uncharacterized. Bases 1 to 1419 code for a protein of 472 amino acids. The transcript has a single exon. Lineage: Eukaryota; Fungi; Ascomycota; Dothideomycetes; Mycosphaerellales; Mycosphaerellaceae. The record is from RefSeq and is a predicted model, not a curated record.